Molecule: messenger RNA, 789 nt
Organism: Fusarium venenatum
Lineage: Eukaryota; Fungi; Ascomycota; Sordariomycetes; Hypocreales; Nectriaceae
Product: SGNH hydrolase-type esterase domain-containing protein
Source: RefSeq, a predicted model, not a curated record
AUGGAUGGACGUUCGUAUCGAGGAGGUUCAAAUAAACUCAGUUAUGGCCAGAUCGUGCUUUUUGGCGAUUCAAUCAUUGAAAAGUCGAUCGCGCAAGGGGAUAAGAUACCGAUGACUUCCUGGUUACAAAACGGAAAGCGAGACAUCAUCAAUCGAGGGUUGAGUGGCUACAACUCGUCCCAAGCACUAAAAGUACUUCCACACAUACUUCCUGACCGUUCGUCACCUACCGAAAUAAAAAUCAUGGUUGUAUUGUUCGGGGCAAACGACGCAGGUUACGGAGAACGCAAGAAUGGACCUAAUCCCCAUGUGCCCCUCGACCAAUACAAAGAAAACAUGGCCAAGAUCAUCAAUCAAGUCAAGGAUAAUUGCUCCCGCGUGAUUCUAGUCACUCCACCACCAGUCGAGGAAAGACUAAUGGCCGCAAGAGUUAAAGAAAUAGACUUUGAGGAUAUGAAGUGGACCAACGAUCAUACCAGUACCUAUGCGGAAGCGAUUCGAGAGCUUUCGAGCAGCCACAGUGUUCCUUAUCUAGAUUUGUUUCAAGAUAUAAGUGCUGCUGUUGGCUGGAAACCAGGAACUCCUAUCCCAGGAUCGGCAAGCGAGCCAGAAAACCCUGAUUUCAGGAAGUUGAUCAUUGACGGAAUCCAUCUUGGUGGGCCAGCGUAUGCGAUAUUCCAAAAUGGAUUGAUGAAGGUGAUUGAACAGAAUUGGCCGGAUCAGAUGCCCGAACGUCUGGAACCAGUUUUCCCAAUCUGGGAUGACGAAGAUGCAUGGAAGGCCCUUUGA